This is a messenger RNA of Zophobas morio, 960 nucleotides long. RefSeq names its product brachyurin-like. Lineage: Eukaryota; Metazoa; Arthropoda; Insecta; Coleoptera; Tenebrionidae. Bases 26 to 799 code for a protein of 257 amino acids. Gene Ontology annotation, molecular function: serine-type endopeptidase activity. The transcript has 6 exons. Gene Ontology annotation, biological process: proteolysis. The record is from RefSeq and is a predicted model, not a curated record.
UAAAAGUUUAGCUGGAAUGUGAAACAUGACACAACAUUAUUUCUUAUUUCUUUGUAUAACAGUCCUGGUACCAUUUUUAGAAACUCGUCAAGUUCCACCUAAUGGAGGCCGCAUUAUUGGAGGUACAGACGCAAGAGUGGGACAAUUUCCCUCAGCUGCCGCCAUCUACGCAACAAAAGCAGACGGUACUUACUUCUGUGGUGGCACACUCACCAAUCCCCAGUUUGUUCUAACGGCUGCACAUUGUGUCACUUCAACUCUUAACUGUCAGGUGGUCUUAGGAUCCACUACGUUGCAAGGCAGCGACCCAAAUCGUCUAAUUUUGUCUACAAAUUCACGGGUUAUACAUAGAGAUUUCAAUCCAGAAACUCUUGAGAAUGAUAUUGCGCUCCUCAUGUUCCAUGUACCCAUAAAACUGACAGAUUACAUACAACCUAUUAAUCUACCCACUGAAAGAGAUGAAUUGUUUGCCAACACUGAGGUAAUGGCGAUCGGCUGGGGUCAAACCAGUGAUGAUACCGCUGGUCUUACCAAUCACCUAAACUACGUCACCGUUAGUACUUUAUCUAACGCGGAAUGCCAAAUUAGUUUCGGUGAUGCAAUAAUCAACAGUAUGGUUUGUGCUGUUGGAAAUUAUAACGAAGGAGCUUGCAUCGGGGAUAGUGGUGGGCCGCUAAUAGCGGAAAUCAAUAACAAGCAGUACGUUGUGGAUAUCUCCAGCUUUAUUAGUACCCGUGGUGCGAAAGUACAGAUCCGUCUGGGUAUACAAGGACGUCGCCUUAUUACAGCUGGAUCGUAAUGCAUAUGGAUACAGCCUAAACAUAAAUUUCAGUUUAUGUACAAUACAAAUAAAAAUUAAUUAGUUAAGUAAGUAAGUAAGUUUAUUAUACAUAAAAAGUCGGAGACGUAUUACAUGUCAUUUAGUUAAUAUACACAUACAUACAACAUACUUAUAACAAU